GCGCUUGUGAAUCUUCAUUACGCGGGCCGAUGGGUACAAAGAGACCAGGGCCUCUACCCACGCAGACACAAAACACAACACCGCAUUUGCUCAGCCUACGGUCCGCCGAACUUGCGUCUCUUCCCAGCAUGCCCUGGGACUCACCGCGAGACUUGAAUUAAUUCUCGCGAGAUUUGCCGGGCAGCCAUCUUCUUGGGGGUGCUGGAAGCCGGGAAGACCCCCGAACCGUUCCCAUUGAGCCGCGCUCCGUUCUCGCCCGCCUUCACUCCUGCUCUGCCGCGUUGCCAACAAGCACCUAACCCCAGAGCUGAGAGGAACGCCUGGGUCUCAGCGCGUCCGGCUGUCCUUCGGGAAGAUUCAUUGGGGGGAGCCGGGCAAGGGGGAGGGCCCGGGGAAACCGUUGCUGCCUCAGCCCCGGGCCGGGGGCCGCCGACGGGAAGCUCCGGGCCAGCAGGUGGGCGCGCGGCCUGCGGCGGCCCCGCCGGGCUGCUGGGCGAGCUCGGCUCGCGGGGACCUGCCACCGGCACCUCCCACCGCGGCCCACGCGGACGGACGGCGCGCGGAGGAGGGGGCGGCGGCGGUGGUGGUGGCCGCGACCUGGGCGAGCGCAGGAGUGUGACCGGCCUCGGGGCCGCGGUGGAUGGUUUCUAAGAUGAUCAUUGAAAACUUCGAGGCCCUCAAGUCUUGGCUCAGCAAGACCCUCGAGCCCAUCUGUGAUGCCGAUCCAUCAGCCCUAGCAAAAUAUGUUUUGGCUCUGGUAAAGAAAGACAAAAGUGAAAAGGAAUUAAAAGCAUUAUGUAUUGAUCAGCUUGAUGUAUUUCUUCAGAAAGAGACACAGAUAUUUGUGGAGAAGCUUUUUGAUGCUGUGAAUACAAAGAGUUACCUACCUCCUCCAGAGCAACCAUCGUCAGGAAGCCUGAAGGUAGAUUUUCUUCAGCACCAAGAAAAAGAUAUAAAAAAAGAAGAGCUCACAAAGGAGGAAGAACGAGAGAAGAAGUUUUCCAGAAGGCUGAAUCAUAGUCCUCCCCAGUCAAGCUCCCGCUACAGAGACAACAGAAGCCGCGAUGAGAGGAAAAAAGACGAUCGUUCUCGCAAAAGAGAUUAUGAUCGAAAUCCUCCUCGAAGAGAUUCAUAUAGAGACCGGUAUAACAGAAGGCGAGGGAGAAGUCGCAGUUACAGCAGGAGUCGCAGCCGAAGUUGGAGUAAAGAGAGGCUUCGUGACCGGGAUAGAGAUAGAAGCAGGACGAGGAGCAGAAGCCGGACACGAAGCCGGGAAAGGGAUCUGGUGAAACCUAAAUAUGACCUGGACAGAACAGAUCCAUUAGAAAAUAAUUAUACACCAGUCUCUUCAGUAUCUAAUAUUUCAUCUGGCCACUAUCCUGUGCCUACUUUGAGCAGCACCAUUACUGUGAUUGCUCCCACUCAUCAUGGUAAUAACACCACCGAAAGCUGGUCUGAAUUUCAUGAAGACCAGGUAGAUCACAACUCUUAUGUGAGGCCACCAAUGCCAAAGAAACGGUGUAGAGAUUAUGAUGAAAAGGGGUUUUGUAUGAGAGGAGACAUGUGUCCUUUUGAUCAUGGAAGUGAUCCAGUAGUGGUAGAAGAUGUGAACCUGCCUGGGAUGCUGCCUUUUCCAGCGCAGCCACCUGUUGUUGAAGGACCACCUCCUCCUGGACUGCCUCCACCUCCUCCAAUUCUUACACCCCCACCUGUGAAUCUCAGACCCCCAGUGCCACCACCAGGUCCAUUACCACCCAGUCUGCCACCUGUCACAGAUGAUAUUUCUUAUUCUUUGGUUUUGACAGGACCACCUCCUCCACUCCCUCCUUUACAGCCAUCUGGCAUGGAUGCUCCACCCAACUCUGCAACCAGCUCUGUCCCCACUGUAGUAACAACCGGCAUUCAUCACCAGCCGCCUCCUGCUCCGCCCUCUCUCUUUACUGCAGUUUUUGUGUUACCAGAUACAUAUGAUACAGAUGGCUACAAUCCUGAAGCACCAAGCAUAACAAACACUUCCAGACCUAUGUAUAGACACAGAGUGCAUGCGCAAAGGCCUAACUUGAUAGGACUAACAUCAGGGGAUAUGGAUUUGCCACCCAGAGAAAAGCCUCCUAAUAAAAGCAGUAUGAGGAUAGUAGUGGAUUCAGAAUCAAGGAAAAGAACCAUUGGGUCUGGAGAACCUGGAGUUUCUACAAAGAAGACGUGGUUUGAUAAACCUAAUUUUAAUAGGACAAACAGCCCAGGUUUCCAGAAGAAGGUUCAGUUUGGAAAUGAAAAUACUAAACUUGAACUUAGGAAAGUUCCUCCGGAAUUAAAUAAUAUCAGCAAACUUAAUGAACAUUUUAGUAGAUUUGGAACAUUGGUUAACUUACAGGUUGCCUAUAAUGGUGAUCCUGAAGGUGCCCUUAUCCAAUUUGCAACAUAUGAAGAGGCAAAGAAAGCAAUCUCAAGUACAGAAGCAGUAUUAAAUAACCGCUUUAUUAAGGUUUAUUGGCACAGAGAAGGAACUACUCAGCAGUUACAGACCACUUCACCAAAGGUAAUACAGCCGUUAGUUCAGCAGCCCAUUUUACCUGUUGUGAAACAAUCUGUCAAAGAGCGGUUGGGUCCUGUACCAUCAGUUACUGUUGAACCAGCAGAAGCCCAGAGUGCUACUUCAGACCUUCCCCAGAAUGUAACUAAGUUAUCUGUGAAGGACAGGUUGGGUUUUGUAUCAAAGCCAUCUGUUUCAGCAACUGAAAAGGUGUUGUCUACAUCUACUGGCCUUACAAAAACGGUGUAUAAUCCAGCUGCUUUGAAGGCUGCACAGAAAACUUUACUAGUUUCUACCCCUGCAGUUGAUAGUAAUGAAGCACAGAAAAAGAAACAGGAGGCACUGAAACUUCAGCAGGAUGUAAGAAAAAGGAAGCAAGAAAUUUUAGAAAAGCACAUUGAAACACAGAAGAUGCUAAUUUCAAAACUAGAGAAAAACAAAACAAUGAAGUCUGAAGAUAAAGCAGAAAUAAUGAAAACAUUAGAGGUUUUGACAAAAAAUAUUACCAAGUUGAAAGAUGAAGUCAAAGCUACAUCUCCUGGACGCUGUCUUCCAAAAAGUAUAAAAACGAAGACUCAGAUGCAGAAAGAAUUGCUUGACACAGAAUUGGAUUUAUAUAAGAAGAUGCAGGCUGGAGAAGAAGUCACAGAACUAAGGAGGAAGUAUACAGAAUUACAGUUGGAGGCUGCUAAAAGAGGAAUUCUUUCAUCUGGCCGAGGUAGAGGAAUUCAUCCAAGAGGUCGCGGUGCAGCUCAUGGCCGGGGCAGGGGUAGAGGUCGAGGACGAGGUGUUCCUGGACAUGCUGUGGUGGAUCACCGGCCCAGAGCCUUGGAGAUUUCCGCAUUUACAGAGAGUGACAGAGAAGAUCUUCUUCCUCAUUUUGCGCAAUAUGGGGAAAUUGAGGAUUGUCAGAUUGACGACUCAUCACUUCAUGCGAUAAUUACAUUCAAGACAAGAGCAGAAGCAGAAGCUGCUGCAAUUCAUGGAGCUCGAUUCAAAGGGCAGGAUUUAAAACUGGCGUGGAAUAAACCAAUAACCAAUAUUUCAGCUGUGGAAACGGAAGAAGUUGAACCUGAUGAAGAGGAAUUUCAGGAAGAGUCUUUGGUGGAUGACUCAUUACUUCAAGAUGAUGAUGAAGAAGAAGAGGACAAUGAAUCUCGUUCUUGGAGAAGAUGAUUUGACUGAUCACUGAUCUGCAUAUGCUAGGACUCUACCUGUGUUUCAUUAGUAUUAUCUAAUGUACUUUUACAUGUUUGUAAAAACACUUUUUGGUAAAAUAUGAUGAAGAUGGAUUUCACAAAUAGAUAAAAGAGAAGAAAACUACCUUCUGAUCUUGUAUUUUAAAAGAUUGAUGUUUGCAUUUUAUUUCAGUAAACAAUUGCUAAAGACAUCACAAUAGAACAUAUGCAAUGUUUUUAUUACAUAAUUCUAUUGAACAUUACAGAAUUCUUUGGGUUAUUUGUAAAUUAAUGAAUAGAUUUGAAUACUUAUGACCCAGUUCUUGUCAUAACAUAGAGGAUUUUGUUUUACUCCAAAUAAGGAAUGAGUUUGCAUUUAAAACCUUAAUGAAUGUUUUCAAAAAUGAAUAGAUGACAUAGUACUCUAACUAAAGUCUCCAAGUUAUGUAUUCAUAAUAUUACAUAGUAGUAUGCUUAGGCUUUACUAUGUAUUAGCCGUUUGUUGGAUUUGUGUAUGUAUUUUAUCACAUGGGUGUUAAUGAUAAUGGUGUAUGACUGCUUUACAUAUGAGUCCUUAUGCAUCUGGAUGCUAAAAAUAAAGUGGAAUGGUCUUUUAAAAGAAAAAAGAAAAGAAAAAAAAGCAAUGAAAAAAAAUCCAUGACAAUGUUCCUUGAUUUAAAAAAAAAAAGAAAAAGUAAAAAAAAAAAGAAAAAAAAAAGAAAAAAAAGAGAAAAUGAAACAGACCAUUCCAGAUGAUGAUCUGCCUUCCCCUGACUAUCAAAAGGAUCUAUAAUCAUUCAAUAAUAAUGGGUACUGGUACCUUUAUAAUGAUGUACAAUCCAAUGUCUAAAAUUGAUACCACUUCAGUUUGGUUUGAUCAUAUACAUUUUCAACAGAUGUCUUAAAAUUUAAAAGCAGGCUGAUUAGUUUGGAACCAGACUUCAAGUAGCGCUAACAUUUGGUGACUAAGACAACUUCAUAUUACAUUUUGGAUGUAUGAAAGAGAACUUGCCCAUUUGAAGAUGUAUGAAUAAAGAAUGUACUAUAGAUACCACUUUAGGAAAACACUGUUUGUAGUCGUGAAAGAUGCCAAAUUGGCAGAGGCUCACGUUUCUUCUCUUUACACCAAACAGCAGAGAGAGAACAUCACUGCCUGAAUUUAGCUUUGUGACGACAUGAGCAAGCCCUGUCCUGUCCCGUCCUGUUGGAGAUGACUGUUAAUAUCAUCAUCAUGUCAUUUGGGUUUGCCCUUUCCAAUCUGAAUAGAUGUUUAUGUUUACAUGUACUGUGAUGACCAUUUUACCUUUACAGUUCUGUACGAGCACAUCUCUGUCCAGCGGUGUAUCAAAUAUGUGAUAUUUCUGACCUUAUUCAUAAAUGUUUUCUUUCCUUAUUUUAUAGCAGUUUAAUUUGUAAAAGACCUUAGGAAGGAACGAGGCCUUUUAGUUUCCUUACGAAAUAUAGUACAUCUCAGCCAAACUGAGAAUUGUGUCUGGUAAAUAUAAAGCCAUGAAAGCAUUAACUGAACAGUUUAGAAUGAAGAAAAUGAAUUAAAAAGUUAAACAUAAGUUUGGCUUUAAUUUUUCUUAUUUUUGAGAUGUAUUUAUUGAAUUAGGAUUGCCACUAAAAUAAUUUUGAGACAACUAUAAAGUACUUUUAACACAUUGUAAUUAAUUUGUCUGUUAUUGUGAGUGUAUAAAUUGAUGUGAUUGCUAGGAUCACUUACUUCAGUGAACGUUUGUUGUUGUUCUACUCUUCAAAAACAAGGAAAAUAAUUUCUUUUCAAGUAAUAAAUAAUGACCUAUGUGUUUUAAAAUUAUAUAUCUACUAAAUUUGUCUAAUUUAUACAAUUUUCAUCACUUAUAAUCAAGACAUCAAAGACAAUCUUACAAGCAAGGGGAAAUAGUGUUUAUUUUUAAUGGCUAGUUUUCAGCUGCUUUAAAAGUGUAUGUACUAAUAAUAAGCACUAUAGCUUAAACUUAGAAAGUUCUCAUCCUAAAUAUUAACAAAACCCUUUUUAUAGCACACCAGUUUUUUUUUACUAAUUGAUUUGAGUAUUCAUUAUAAGAUCCUUAGAGGUAUUUGAGAAAUCUAGUAUCAUAGCUACUCUUCAGAAAAACCAAAUUAUAUUGAUUCUGAUUUUUUUAAGUUCUAUUCAGUCAUACUUUAUUAUACAAAGCUGAUAUCCUACAAACACUUUUUCCCUCUUGAGUAUGUAUUGUGAUUGUCUUCAUGAAUAAUAAAAUGUAACAACCUCAUUAGUCAUAUUAUAAAUUGUCUGUCUUGAUCCACAUUGAUUAUACAUGCAUGGUUAAAGGUAAAGCAUGUAUUUUAGGUAAUUAGUACAUAAUAGCCUACAAGGCAUUUUGUUUUGUUACCCCUCCCCCCCCACACUUUUUUUUGUUACUCUUUUUCACAAAUUAUUAGAUAGCCAUGAGGAAUUCAUACCAGAAUAAUUGACAUUUUUUAUUUUCAAAGAAGUCUUUAUAGUGGUAGUAUUGUGGCUGCUUAAGUUAGAGCCAAAGAACAUGGUCCGAACAGACUAUACCUGCCAGGAACUCUUGAUGGUUUCAUGGUGAGUGCUACAUACUGUCACCUUAAAUUUAUUUUGCUAUUACUUUUUCUUUUUGCUAUUGAAUCAAAAAGCAAAACAAAGUGGAAUGUGCCCUUGGGAAUGAAAAGUCAAGUUGACAUCUCCUUAAGAUCAGUGAUUUUUUUUUUCUUUUUUUUGAAAAUUCUUGUGAGAGUCAGUUGGUCAGUUAUACUUAAAUCCUUAAACAUUGGUUACUAGAGAUUCACUUUUAACAUUUUUUUUUUAAUGAACUCGUCAUGGAGUGAUGUGUACAUAACUGUAUAGAAUCGUUUUUUUGUGUGUAGUUGAAUGGAGCAGUUUACCUCUGCAUGACUGCAUUAUGGAAGCCUUUUAUAUAUCUUUAUAUUUUUCAAUAUACUUAGAUUUUACACUAUUGUCGCUCUAGUCAUGCUAUAUUUGUUUUUUUAAUAGAAUUUAUAAAUAUUUAUGCUCAAAAUACAGAUCAAUUCAAUAUUUUUGGUCUUGUUUACAAGAUAAUACUUUAAAGUGAUACAGUCCCCUCAAGUGUCUUAGGAAACAGUCAUUGGUGCUAUAAAACCUUUCCGUGUCAUUGAAUCUGUUGUCUAGUCUUUGCUAGGCUUUACUCUAUUAUCGCUUACAAUAAUCCCGCUAGCUGCAGAACUAUAAAAUGGUAUGUGUUAAGUCGGGUAAGAGUCCAGCCCCAUUAGAGAACACCUAAUAAUUUAAGAAAAUGAUGCAGAAUGACUGUACCCUUAUUUUUGCCCAGCUUCUCCCAAAAGAAAAUAGUUUAUUUUGAUAAGACGAAGGCUAUUAAUUUGAUUAGAAUUUUAAGGUGAUAUAUUCAAGCAUGGCUUUCCCCUCAUUUGAAAUGGAAAACUUUUCUAGUCAUAAAAUAAUUAUGUCAUUAUACUCUGCUUUAAACUCUCGUCUGUCCUUUGCUCAGCGGAAGGCAGCGUGUUUCCUACAGACACUUACAGAGUAUGUGAUGAGUUACUACAUUGUAAAAGUUUUCCCUUGAUGUGCAUUUUCCGUUUUGCCCCCAAGACUUUAUUCUAGCACCUUAGUUGAGUGUUCCUGAGACACAGUGAAGUAUCAGCAGAGCACUCCGACAUGUUUACUUCUGAUUCUCAGAAUCCCAACUCUGACCAUACUUCUUCUGAACAUGCUGUCUGGCACAAGACUGCCUUUAAUAAGUGGUUUGUUUUAAUUCAGUUUCUAUGGACUGUUGUUGAAUCUGAAAACACCAAAGGAGUCUUUUUCUUGUCUGAAGACUGGGUUGUUCCAGUGGUUAGUACCUGUGCCCAUAGUUAUCCCAUUUCAUGAAUGCGUGUUGGCAUGGGGGAAAUUCCCUGCUCUUUGAGUGGAGCGAAAGUAAUUGGUUAAGCUGUAGCAGCUUCCUUGUCUAUUUUUAAAAGUGAUGAUAAAACUUGAACUGAAAAGGUAAAACUUGAACUUGAAAAUUACUCUUGUAUGCACAGAAUGUUUAUAGUGACUGUGUUUCUGUGGGUUGUCAACACUUCUAUUAUUUAUAGUUGAAUUAUGUUUUGUUUAUUAAAUAUCCAUGUUUAUUAUUUUUAUAUUUUGAAAAUUUUAAAAAUAAAAUAGUCUUAA
Molecule: messenger RNA, 7876 nt
Organism: Microtus oregoni (creeping vole)
Lineage: Eukaryota; Metazoa; Chordata; Mammalia; Rodentia; Cricetidae
Gene: Rbm26
Product: RNA binding motif protein 26
Exons: 24
Coding region: 641-3709 (1022 amino acids)
Biological process (GO): mRNA processing
Cellular component (GO): nucleus
Molecular function (GO): RNA binding; metal ion binding
Source: RefSeq, a predicted model, not a curated record